AUGUUGCUCACUUUAGCAACAGGUAAGUCCAUAAGCUGGGGUAAAGCGUCGCAUAUUGGGGCACAGCCAGUUCAGAGGAUUUAAAUUCAAGGAAUCUUCAAGAAUUAUUUGGGACAAUGCUAGCAUCAUCUUGGGGCCAGGAAUGCUCUGUAAAUAGAGCUGGAAUUAGGAAUUGGUGGGAUUAAGAGGUUAGUAUUGUCGGUGGGAAUGAAUGAAUGGUUUUAUAAACCAAUCAAGUACCAAUGUAUUACAUUUUCUGUAGGCUCCCAAGCAAAACUGGGUUAACCAAUCAAAAAGUGACAAAUGCUAAAACUGAGUGCUUGCAGCACUUAAUGCAAUUUGUAUGAAUUAAUAGUAUUUCUAGAGCCAGUGUGGUGUAGUGGUUAAGAGCGGUAGUCUCGUAAUCUGGGGAACCGGGUUCGCUUCCCCACUCCUCCACAUGCAGCUGCUGGGUGACCUUGGGCCAGUCACACUGCUCUGAAGUCUCUCAGCCUCACUCACCUCACAGAGUGUUUGUUGUGGGGGAGGAAGGGAAAGGAGAAUGUUAGCCGCUUUGAGACUCCUUCAGGUAGUGAUAAAGUGGAAUAUCAAAUCCAAACUCCUCCUCCUCCUCCUCCUCCUCUCUUCUUCUUCUUCUUCUUCUUCUUCUUCUUCUUCUUCUUCUUCUUCUUCUUCUUCUUCUUCUUCUUCUUCUUCCUAUUCCUGGUUUGGGAUCCCAACAUUAGAUAGAAGAGCAUUGCUCAAUCAGACCAAAGGACCCAAUAAUCGGUUGCCAACGAAAUCACUUGUGGGGGACAUUUGGCCUUCUGGAUGUUGCCAAAGUACAACUAUCAGCUCCAUCAAGCAUGGCCAGUGGACGGGAGUUGUACUGCAACAUUUUGGGGGCCAAAGGUUCACCACACCUGAGCUGGGGGCUUCCAGGUUGCACAGAAACAAAAACAGCACACGUAUUGUUGCACUUCUCCUGCUUACCCAAACAGGAUGUGCAGGGGUGCAACUCUCUUUUUUUUUUUUUUAGCGCUUAGAUUUAAACUUUAUUCUCAUUGUGAUCCAAAUCAUAAUUCAAACUUUUCAAUAAAACAGUCGUUAAAAGCCGAGAACUCUUAACACAUGAAUACGCUUACCCAGAUUUAAUUAGGAAGCGCAUCCUUGCAGACUUAUGAGUGUCUCGUAAUAUCUUGAGUUUAAUUACAUAUAUUCAGGUUCACCCUAAUUGGUGGCACAGCUUAAACAUUCCUGCCAAACCACCCCACUAAAACUCAGGAAAUCUCUUCUGCCCCAAAUGUUCUCCCAGGGUUACCCAACCUAAAGCACUCUCUUUUUUCAGGAUCACACACACACAAAAUCUCACACAGAAGCACCAAAAACUAUCCGUUUACAUACUUGCUUGCACCAAAGUCAUGUACCAUGUGCAUAGAUACAUCCCUCCAUUUUCUCCAAGCCUCUCCAUGUACAAAUGCUCUCCCAGGAUUACCCAAACGGAAAUGCACUCCCAGGAUCCCCACACCCCAAAUCUCAAUUUUGCAACCUGAAUACAUGCUCUGAGAAUUCUGUGGAAAUGAAAAUGGCAGCUGCCAGCCUUUUGCUUCGCAGCAUUCACAGCCACCCUUGUGAAAAUGCGGAGACCAAUAUACACAAACAUACACACAGUGCUUUUUCUCUUAAAAUAAUGUUUAGGGGUACAGUAUUCUCAUGGGAUGUGGGUGGCGCUGUGGGUUAAACCACAGAGCCUAGGGCUUGCCGAUCAGAAGGUCGGCGGUUCGAAUUCCUGCAACGGGGUGAGCUCCCAAUGUUCGGUCCCUGCUCCUGCCAACCUAGCAGUUCGAAAGCACGUCAAAGUGCAAGUAGAUAAAUAGGUACUGCUCUGGUGGGCAGGUAAAUGGUGUUUCCUUGAGCUGCUCUGGAUCGCCAGAAGCGGCUUAGUCAUGCUGGCCACAUGACCUGGAAGCUGUAUGCUGGCUCCCUCGGCCAAUAAAGCGAGAUGAGCUCCUGCAACCCUAGAGUCAUCUGCGACUGGACCUAACGGUCAGGGGUCCCUUUAACUUUACUCUCAUUUUGACUCAGGAAAAUCACCAUUUUAUAGUUCAAAUUGUGGAAAAUAAAUAGAGUAAAUGGACAAAAGUACAAAGACUUACAAAAUAUUUAGGGGUGUGCAUAACUCUGCGUAUCCCCCAGAAAAAUGCACUGUGUGUGUGUGUGAUCUCAAAAGGGGCAGGGGAACAUUGGUCUCAGAGCCAAGAUGGAGUACAGUUUAGAGCAGGGGUAGGCAACCUAAGGCUCAGGGGCCGGAUACGGCCCAAUUGCCUUCUCAAUCCGGCCUGCGGGCGGUCUGGGAAUCAGCGUGUUUUUACAUGAGUAGAAUGUGUCCUUUUAUUUAAAAUUCACCUCUGGGUUAUUUGUGGGGCACAGGAAUUCAUUCAUAUUUUCCUCCCAAAAUAUAGUUCAGCCCACCACAUGGUCUGAGGGACGGUGGACCGGCCCAUGGCUGAAAAAGGUUGCUGACCUCUGGUUUUGCGUGUCAGAAAAGUACCUAAUCCCCACUCACCAAUGGAACUUCAUGGGUAACCUUGGGCCAGUCACUGUCUCUUAGCCCAAACAACCUCACAGUGUGGUGGUGAGGAUAAAAUGGGGAGGGGGAAAAGCCAUAAAUACCACCUUGAGCUCCUUGGAUGAAAGGUGGGGCGGGGAAACCAAAAGUUGCGUACUGUGGCUAGAAUUCCAUGAGAUUCUUCCAAAUCAGCUGCUGGCCCCUCAGACCCCUUGAUCUACUUCUCAAGCUAGGCUGGCAUUUUGUUUUGUUUAGCCCCAUGUCCUUGCUGGUGUCGCUCAGUUGCAGGACUCAGAUGCCAUUCCUGUCGAAGGGUUAAUGGAGAUAACGUUUGUGCCGUUCCGCAGAGACAAUGCCAAACAGACGGAUUCUGUUACACUCGAAGAUUGUUCAGAGGUAAUGCCUCUAAUCUUACAGAAUCAUAAAGCUGGAAGGGACCCAAAGGUCAUUUAGUCCAACUCUCUGCAAUGCAGGAAUACAUAGCUGCCUCAUACGGGGAUCAAACUCGCAACCUUGGCAUUAUCAGCACCAUGAUCUAACCAACUGAGCUACUGUCUCUUGUUGGGUCUUCCGUAGAUGUAACAGGAGGAGAGAGAUCUAAAAAUUGCAUACUUACGUGGCGUUGGUAAGGGGUCGGUAGCUAUAGCUAUAUUGGCGGAGAUCAUGGUCAUUUCACAAUAUAGUACAGUGGUACCUUGGGUUAAGUACUUAAAUCGUUCCGGAGGUCUUUUCUUAACCUGAAACUGUUCUUAACCUGAAGCACCACUUUAGCUAAUGGGGCCUCCUGCUGCUGCCGCACCGCUGGAGCACGAUUUCUGUUCUCAUCCUGAAGCAAAGUUCUUAACCUGAAGCACUAUUUCUGGGUUAGCAGAGUCUGUAACCAGAAGCGUAUGUAACCUGAAGCGUAUGUAACCCAAGGUACCACUGUACUUUAUAUGCCAGGUAAACUGAUAAAACUGCCCUUAAUGACAACAGUGGCAGUACAGUGCACUGGCAACAGGCUUCAUCCUUACCUGGUGGUAUUGCGAUCCAAUUUUAAAAUGUUGGAGUAAAGUGUCGAACAAUGUGAGGUGGAUAACCCAUGCACAAUUUCCCAGUGAAACCUCAGCUCCAUCUGUUAUCUACCCUAGAUAAAUCCACAAGCAAUGUAAAUAUACUUGGAGUCGAGUGUGAAUUUCAUGCUCUAUAUUCAGCUUUUAGUAGCAAAGAAUGAAACUUUCCCCAAAACGUCUGCUAUAUAUACAUUAUUUACACAAUGAGCUCCACGUGAUGGCUAAUUCUGGGUUGCUCCUGUAGGCCAAUCAGGUUGCGGAUUCACUUCCUCCAGAAGUCUGAUUAGCUGCUCCUGCAGGCCAAUCAGGUCACUGAUUCACUUCCACCUGGAGCUGGAUUGGGUGGCUCCUGCGGACCAAUCAGACCGCUGCCUUCUGGAUCCUAUUGUUCUAGGAUUCAGCUCAGUACAUAACAAAUCUUUUGCUGGAUCCUCAAUGCUGCUAACAAAAUUCUGGAAAAUGAUACAUUAACUUGAGGUGAAUUAAGGUUGCCUGAUACCCACAAAGUUGUUGAGGCCUCCACUGCUUUUUCCAUUGCAUUGCCAUAUACCUGGAUUUUCCCAGACGUUUUGCAGAUUCUGCAAAAUUCACCCCAAAGCCAUUUUUACACCUGAAAACCAGGACAUGUCAGGCUUUUUCCUGACGUAUGGCGGGUCUAGGUGAAUAGUGCCAGAAAUCUUGAUAUGUGAUGUUAGUAUCCAGCUAUUUAGCUUGGUUAAAUGCUUGCAAGCAGACAGGACGCUUUGAUCAUUCACUAAAAAAAUUGGGGGAGGAAAUGGUGGUUUUGUUGUUGGAAUACUAAACAUUCUCUGGAAGGUUCACACAAUGAACUGUUAUUGGUGGUUGUUCUUUUUGCUUAGAUUGUUAUUUUGUAUUUAUGGCAUUUAUGUGCUGUUGAUCAUUCACAUUUCUGAACAGUGUAUAUAAAGACAAUCCACAGAAAACGGGGGCAACAAAAUAAUUUAUCACAAUUUAUCAUUUAUCCUGCCCUUCUUCACAAAGCACCCACAGGUGGCGAGCAAUAAAACAAUACAAACAAAACAAAUAAAAACAAAAACAAAUUGACAACAACCAAAUGUUUUCACAACUAAUAGUUUCAAGGUUGCCAGAAAUAAGUACCUAAUUCUUGGCAACAGGAACAGCAAUGUUUUAAAAUUCCCCCUAAACAUUUGCAACAAGUUGGGCAGAUAUACAUCAACAUGAAUAUAAGCUUCUUCUUUUUUUGACAUGAUGGUUUACCAGAACAUUUUUGGCGGGGGGAGGGUAUGGCAUCCUGUUAAUGUGUGUAUUUUCCCACAGUAUUUUCCCACAAUAUUUUCUAAUAUGUUUUUGUGAAGUUUGGCAUUUGUAUUAUCUCAUUUUUUAAAAGUUGAAAGAGCAGGAGGGAAUGUUAGUAGCUGGAUUUUACACAUGGGUAGAUUAGACAGUGUUUGAGAACAGAGUAGUUUAGCAAUCAAUCCCUCUUCCCAGGGAACUCUGGAAAUUGUAGUUCUAUGUGGGGAAUAAAGUCUAGUUGCACCCUUAACAAACAACCAUUCCCAGAAUUCUUUGGGGUGAGCCCUGAUUAUGUAAAUGGCAUCAUAGUGCUUUAAGUGUACGACGGGAACAUAGCAAACACUGAGCUUAAUGCCUGACUCCAUACAAGGCAGCUUUUAAUAAUAAUAAUAAUAAUAAUAAUAAUAAUAAUAAUAAUAAUUUAUUUAUACCCUGCCCAUCUGGCUGGGUUUCCCCAGCCACUCUGGGCAGCUUCCAACAAAACACUAAAAUACAAUAACCUAUUAAACAUUAAAAGCUUCCCUAAACAGGGCUCCCUUCAGAUGUCUUCUGAAAGUUUGGUAGUUAUUUUUCUCUUUGACAUCUGGUGGGAGGGCGUUCCACAGGGCGGGUGCCACUACCGAGAAGGCCCUCUGCCUGGUUCCCGGUAACUUGGCUUCUCGCAGUGAGGGAACUGCCAGAAGGCCCUCGGCGCUGGACCUCUGUGUUGGACUUCAGUUCUGGAGAGACACAGCUCCUUCCACCCCAUCCCAGCCAGUGCGAAAUCAUUUAAAAUAUCAACUUGCCCUUAGCUUCCUUUUCCCAACCCUGUCUUUGGAUGUGAAGGCCAGACAAAUUGGUUUGUUGGGACACAUCAGUUUUGCCUUCAGGUGCUGCAGUACAGAAAUAAACAUAGAUGGGUGAACUCCACCUGUCAGCAUUUGUUAUGGGCAGAGGUCUGGGAAAUGGAAUAACCCAGAACAGAAGGAACUUCCUUCACACCAGUCCUCUAUAAUGAAUAAUCUCUCUUAUUUUAUUUGCAGGAGGAGCCAUUAAGAGAGUUUACCGAGGUUGCAGCAAAAUCUGCAGACAGCUCGUAAAUAUCGAAAAGAGCACGAAAGUCAGUAACUUUUGCUGUGAAGAGGAUUUAUGUAAUGUUCAUAAUGUUUGGGUUUAAAAAUGGCUAAGCACAUCCUGAGUUGGGGUGGAGCUGCUCCACUCCGACCAGCUUUCCACAGCAAAAGACCCAUCCAUAUACUGGAGCACAUUUCCAAGGCAUUGCUGUGCUGAUUUUUCGUUUUAAGAAAUGGGAAUAUUGCCUGCUCUGUGUCCACACAACAAUGAAUAUUGUGCAACAUCCCCUGUAUUGGUUGCAUUCUUCCUUGCAAUGUAUCCCCAAGGAUGUGUAGAGUGGGAGGUGCAUGAAAAGUGGGGUGUGGUUUUCUCUUUAACUCACCUGUGCUCUUCCGGGGGACAGCUUUUUCUUGGGUACAUGCAGGCACACCUAUGCAUGAUGCUUACCCAAGAAAGAAUGUAACUAUCUGUAAUGAUCUCAGACAGGCAAGCAAGCCUUGAUAAGAAUUAACAACUCUCUUGCAAUUUUAUGGUACGUUUAUUUUUAAAUUACAUCCAGAGCUCGGCUUCCAGACUGCUGCUCUUUGAAACGAGUUGGUCACUCUGAGUCUCCGCCCCAUCAAAGCAAGAAGGACUCCAAAGUCCAGCCCUUCCUUCUUUGCACUUCUGUUGCACUUUAACCCUUUCAGCUCUCUGGGUUCGGGGAGAAGGAGGGUAUAAUUCCCAAUUCUCGAAAGAAAAACUCUCAGCAUGCUGUUUCUCUGCUGGUUGCAUAGCAACCCUCUCACUGCCACCUAUAUCUCCCCUCCCCCCUCUUGUGAGCUGUCUGUGUCUGCUGCUCUAGCUGAUUCAGGGAACUCUUGGUGAAGGGAGGCUGAGCCCACCCCAUCCUGCUCUGUCUGCAAUCUUUCGUCUCCAGAGUCAGACUCUGUCUCUCUUAGUACUGGCAAUCCUUCACCUCCUGUGUCUGACUCUUCCCAGGUGUUCAAUUCAGCCUUGUCCCUGACACUGUCUCACUAUCUAAUUGUCAGAUUGAGACUUUGCAUUCAUAUAUGUAAAUUUGACUAAAAAUCAUCUGCGUUUACAUGCAUGCACAGACACAUACAUAUAAUAAAAGUUAUGUCAUAGCGGAAAAUACUGAAAUAUAGAGGUCUUCCCUUUCAACUGAUUCAUAAUAUUGAAUAAUACUAUGCAUAAUCUCACCGGCAUUUGUGCGUGUGACAAUUACUUAUUUUUUAUUAUUAAGUCACUUUUAAAAUAUAAGAGGCAACAAGUGUGUAUCUUGUUACUAAAUGAUAUGAACUGUUCAUACAAGAUAAAGAGUGGUGCCGCAUGGCUUGCAUCACUGAAAUAGGGAAAAAAGGCAAUAUCUUCACCUGUAGCCCCUAUCACUCCCCCCCCAAAAAAUCUGCUCCAGAUUGGGGAGUGCCAGAUCUACAAGUUUUUCCAUAGAAGGCAAAAACCUGCAUUGCAGUGCUCUUCUCCUGCGCUGUGAACACCAAGCGGCUAGAUUCUAUUAUUGAUUGAUUUGAAUAUUUAUAACUCCUACUUUCAUAAAACACAUCAAGGCAGGCUCUUUGUCCUCCUCCCCACCCCAACCCCCCUCCCACAUCCAAGCCAUAGCUGUCAACUUUCAGAUUUGAAAAUAAGGGAUCAGCAGCCUCGAAAAUAAGGGAUCAGCAGCCUCACCUGUCCUGGGGACAGUCUACGGGAUAUCUAACAAUCCAGGAUAGCAGCAGGAAGCAGCGAGAAACGGCACUGGACUAAGGGAAUUUCUCGCAAAAAAUGGGAAGGUUGACAGCUAUGAUCCAAGCAGCAGCAACAAACUGGGCCAUCACCACCUUGCUGCCAUGCCCCCAACUCCGUGGUGUGGGCUCACCGGGGGUGGGGGCGUGCUGGGGGUGGGGCAUGCUACCAGGAGGCACACUCACCCACUGUAGCCCGCCGCUCCCACCCCUUGGUCAGGCAUGACCAGGAGGGGGCAUGGAGCUGCAAGACCUAGAAUCAGAGAUGGACAACACCACCUUUCUGAGACUUGCGUCUCUGCGUCAGGCUUGACCCGGAAGUGGAACUAAUGUGGCAGGGCAUGAGGAAGCUGCCUCGGAGAGCCAAUGUGGUGUAGUGGUUAAGAGCAGUGGACUCGUAAUCUGGGGAACCGGGUUCGCAUCUCCGCUCCUCCACAUGCAGCUGCUGGGUGACCUUGGGCUAGUCCCACUUCUCUGAAGUCUCUCAGCCCCACUCACCUCACAAAGUGUUUGUUGUGGGGGAGGAAGGGAACAGAGAAUGUUAGCCACUUUGAGACUCCUUUGGGUAGUGAUAAAGCGGGAUAUCAAAUCCAUACUCUUCUCAUGUGCCACAGCCUGGCUCCAAUGAGGGGGCCUGUCAUGUAGGCGGCGCCUGGUCGUGCUGCCUCCCAAAAAUGCACCAAAAUAGAGGAUGACUGGGUUCUGAAUCCUCUAUUUGGAACAGUGGGAGAGGUGAUGAGGGAGGAUGUUGGAGGGAGGGCAAAUUGGAAGAAAUUAGUCUCCCUUGAGUUAGCAGAGGGGCUAACCCAGGAUACAGCAUAGGAAGCUGCCUCUUAGCAAUUCAGCUCAUUGGUCCAUCUAGCACUUUACUGCACACACUGACUGGCAGCAGCAUGCCAAGGUUUCGGGGGGGGGGGAAUUCCCAGAUCAACCUGGAGAUGCUGGUUUUGAACCUGGGACCAUCUGCAUGCAAAGUGAAUGCUCUGUCAUCAAGGCUAAUUUCCCCGGUUUGGGGGGAGGGCCAGGCAACUGGUUGGAGAAGGCUAUAACGCAGGUGUGGGGAACGUUUUCCAGCCUGAGGGCUACAUCCCUUCUGGGCAAUCUUUCAAGGGCUGGGUGGGUGGGUGGGCCAGAGUCAAACCGGAAGAGAGCAAUGCUUUUGAGCAGUAGACUAGCAGCCCCCCCCGCCAGUUCUCCAUUCAGACAAGAAAGAGGCAAUGCACUGCACAAUUCCCCCCCUCAAAAGUCAUGUCUCUGAGAUAAAAGUAGCAAUCUUUAUUUGAUAUCAAGGUGCUGAACAUGAAUAUGACAAUGGAAACGCAAAAUUGGUGGCUGUUUCUUAAAGAUCCAUAAUAGUUUAUUAAUCGAGGAAGAUGUACCUGCAACAUGUGCUGGUCAAAUCCAGCUUCUGUGUCCAAUGCUGCAUUGCUUGUAUAGCUGCUCAGGAUCUUGACCACUUUGCCAUUGGGUGCACCUCUUCAGGGAUCAUAGAAUCUUAAGAGUUGGAAGGGACCCAAGGAUCAUCUAGUCCACCCCCGUGCAAUGCAGGAAUAUGCAGCUGUCCCAUAUGGGAUUUGAACCUGUAGCCUUGGCGUCAUCCUCACCAUGCUCUUAACCAAACAAGCUACCCAGGCUUCCCUGGCGAGUGUCCGACAGUAGUUGGCCAACAUGAAACUGGGCCACUUUCAGGAACAAUUGCCGACGUUAGAAGAAUGGAGAAUGAAAUUGAUGGAGUAUGCAGAACUGGAUAAACUAACAGGGAAGAUCAGAUAUCUACGAGACCAAAAGUUCAUCGAAGACUGGGGAAAAUUUUCUGAUUAUUUGAAAUGUAUAUGUGAUGAGCAAAUAACGCUAGUGGGAUUUCAAGAAGUUCUGUGAAUGUUUGAGGAAUAUUGUUACGGAAAAAUUAAGAGGAUGAAGGUAUAUAAAAUGCAAUAUAAAAAUUAGGAAAUGCGUAGUUAAAAAAAUUGAAAUAUGGAUGAUUGUUAGAGAGGCUGAAGGAAGUCUAAAAGAGAUAAGAUGUGAAAAUUUUGAUUGGAUAUUUUAAAUGUAUGUUGGAAAAAUUAAUAAAAAUUAUUUCAAUUGAAACUGGGCCACUUUCCCUGGCAUGGUUUCUCUGUUGCUGAAAUUUCCUGACCUGAUGAAAAGUUUCAAUGGGCUCAUGACUAACCAUACCUCAGUUGUCAGAGAAAGAGCUAUAACAGACCAAGUCCUUCCUGAAUCCUCUUGACAUACGCAUAGUCUAGGGCUGCGUACCUUUCAAGCGCCCCCCUCCGAGAAGCCUGGGAACUGUAGUUUACCCCUCUCAGAGUCACGGUUUUCAGCACCAUUAACAAACAACAGUUCCCAGGAUUCUUUGGGAGGGGGAGAUUGUGCCUUUGUUCUGCUUUAAAUGGAUCGUGCAUGGGUAGGCAAACUAAGGCCCGGGGGCCAGAUCCGGCCCAAUCGCCUUCUCAUCCGGCCCGCGGAUGGUCUGGGAAUCAGUGUGUUUUUAAAUGAGUAGAAUGUGUCCUUGUAUUUAAAAUGCACCUCUCAGUUAUUUGUGGGGCCUGCCUCAUGUUUUUUCAUGAGUAGAAUGUGUGCUUUUAUUUAAAUACUUCUCUGGGUUAUUUGUGGGGCACAGGAAUUCAUUCAUAUCCCCCCCCCAAAAAAAAUAUAGUCCGGCCAGCCACAAGGUCUGAGGGACAGUGGACCGGCCCCCUGCUGAAAAAGUUUGCUGACCCCUGGAUAGUGCCUACACAGCCUGGAAUGCUGGGCUUUUAAAAUAACCUUUUGUUGUAAAUAUUAGCCAAUGUACCAAUGGCCCAACCAGCCCACGGCAUCAUUAUUUGAUCUUUACUAGAGGUCCUCCACCCAACAGGGUCAUGGUGCACUUUGUGGCCUCAUGAAAAUGCCACCAGCUUGGGCUGCCCAUGCACUGACCUUUUCCCAGUGAGAAACUCAAUUUCAUCAAAAACCAAAUGCCCGUCGUCUGUGGAACGUUUCAAUGCACUUCCUUCCCAGCAGAAGCAUCUAAGACCCCUGUCUGGAUUUUGGUGAAACUUCAAGGAGAACAUUGCCUGCUAUUUUCCAGCAAGGACUGGGAGGUGCUUAGCAAGUGGCUUUUACUGCCACCAGGUGAGAUAUGGUUGCAUCCUUAUCCAUUCUGCUCUUUGAGUUCUGGCUCCAAGUUUUAACAGAAGUGAUGUUGCCUGAUGUCUGAUUACUUUGGAUAUAAAGGUAAAGGGACCCCUGACCAUUAGGUCCAGUCGUGACCGACUCUGGGGUUGUGGCGCUCAUCUCACUUUAUUGGCUGAGGGAGCCGGUGUACAGGUUCCAGGUCAUGUGGCCAGCAUGACUAAGCCGCUUCUAGUGAACCAGAGCAGUGCACGGAAACGCCGUUUACCUUCCCGCCGGAGCGGUACCUAUUUAUCUACUUGCACUUUGUCGUGCUUUUGAACUGCUAGGUUGGCAGGAGCAGGGACUGAGCAACGGGAGCUCAACCCGUCGCGGGGAUUCGAACCGCUGACCUUCUGAUCAGCAAGUCUUAGGCUCUGUGGUUUAACCCACAGCGCUACCCGCGCCCCACUACUUUGGAUAUAAGAAGGGGUUAAUGAGGAAGCAGGGUAUGCAAGAGAUCCUCUGCGAUAGGAUGAGCCCCGCUCCUGUGGAGAUGGAUCUCACAACCUGCCAUGGAGUUCUGCUUUCAGUAUUGACUAGAAUUCCAUGGAAUUCCAAAGGAGUAGAUGAUAUCUCUGCAGUCACUUUGGGGCCAGAGCAUUAGCCACAUAUGCAUAUGGAAGAUCCAGAGCUGUUGUUUACUAGAGAUGGGGGAGAAAUUUCCAUUAAAAGGCAAGCUCACCAAAUUUGCCCCUUCUAAAGCUAUGUGCAAACCAAAGAAAGCAAUCAUUCAAAAUUUGCACAAGUUUCUGAAUUUUGCAAUGCAAGUAAUGUGUACAAAAAUCAGAAACUGGGGUCAGGUGUGCUUAUACAUGCAUAUAUUAGUGAAAAUAACAUGCAAGAUGUAUUUGUAAGGGGAAAUCGCUUUGCCAAAAAAUGGGGGAAAUUGCAUUACAUGUGUGUAAUAGGAGAAAUUUGCACUAAAAUGUUGGUUCUUUUUCAUGACUCCCCCCCCCCACGAAAAAAUCCACAAACUAAAGUGGAAAUGUGUUAUUAAAUUGUAUGUUCUCAUUUUUUUUAUUUUUAAGAUUUCUAAACAAUUGAAAGGGUAAAAAAUAACUUUUCUGUUAGCCUGUACAAGUCAUAUCUAAGGUACUAAAUACCUUGCAUGCUUUCUAGAUCGGAUUCAUGGGUUUAUUUUCCUAUCUGAUCCUUUUAGAAUGAAGGCUCCGAUGAAUAAGAUUGUAGCUCUUGGCUUCUUGAUAAUACUCUCUUUAGCAGCAGGUAAGUCCUAAAGGCAGGGAUAUCUCCUGUAAUGGUUCUAGGGGUUGCUCGUGCGUAAGCCGGUGCUUAUCUCCCCAGCUGGGUGCAAACACCUGGCUGGGUUGCCAAAGUGAACCUUUUCUGUCCAGACAGCCACUCACCCGUGGCUGUCUCAAUCGCUGGCAGAAUCCGUCAGUGGGCGUUUCUUAAACUUCUUCCAGCAAAGAAGCUCUUUGACGCCUAGUCUCCUCCUACUCUCUCUGCGCGAAAGCCUUCUGCGCAAGGAGGGCGUGGGCAACGGAGGACCCCUACUCUCCCCGCUGGUCCCAGGCAAGGAGUCAUGGGACUGCCUCGCCGCUUCCCCCAUCUGCCCCCCUUCUCCACUGGUGCUACGCUGAUUCUCUUCCCCAGAAGAUGGGCUGCUUCUCCUGAUCCCUGGACGCUCUCUGGAAUCCCUCUGGCUUUUGCUCUCUCCCUCCGGCACUGAUGGCAGUUCCCUGACAUCCCCUCUCCCCCAGUACAGCCCAUUGAGAGGAUUUCAAUGUCUCUUUCUAUAAGCUGAUACAUGGUACCCAACUAGGUCAUAGGGUGGACACAUUGAAACCAACAGAGAAGUUAGUCAUGAUGCCUAACUUCAGUGUAUUGUUUCCCCUGGGCCUGCUCCAGAGGCAAUUUGGUUGGACACUACCCACUAUGUCUUCCAGGUCCCUUUCCAAGUUUCGGUGCUAUAUGGCCUCUCUUUAAAGCACCCUCCUCAAAUGUUUCAUAUAGCUUCAUAUGACUUAUGCUGGCUUUUCAUACUGGUUUAAGGAACAGAAAUUUAAAAUGUUCAAAAGAGUUUUAAUGUUGUUGUUUUUUAGUAUUAUAUAUGUGCAGGGACGUAGCAAGAGGGGUGCGGUGGGUGCGGUCCACCCUGGGUAUCCCCACUAAGAGUGGUGACAAAAUGGUGGGCGGCACUCACCACAGGGCCUGCAGUGCGCCCGAAUCGCGCGUUUCUCCUGGGAGUGAUGUGGUGGCUUGAGCACCCGCAGGCUCCGCGCUGCCCCAAACAGUCCACCUGUUGCCUCUCCCUCAGCUGUAGGGUGGCUGAAUGGGAGGAGGCAGGCAGACUCCUCAGAGGUGAAUGGUCCUGAAUGUGUGACGCCCCAGGCGCCCAAUCAGCUUGCUCCGCCACUGUAUAUGUGUUGACAUAGUUUGUAAGCUGUUCUGGGAAACAUUUUUGGAGGGAUCUAUACCUGUGUGUGUGAAAGAGAAUGUAUUUGUCUAUCUGCACAUAAACCCACAUGUGCACACAUACAUAUACAACCCCUUAAAUCAGCCUUUCUCAACCUGUGGGUCCCCAGAUGUCGUUGGACUACAACUCCCAUCACCCCUAGCUAGCAAGGCCAGAGCUCAGAGAUGAUGGGAGUUGUAGUCCAACAACAUCUGGGGACCCACAGGUUGAGAACCGCUGCCUUAAAUCAUUGCUGCCUACUGUGAUUAAGAAUUCCUUGAGAUACUUCCGAGCUAAACUUUAGCCUCUGUAACUUCCUGUGACCUUUACUUCAGCUAGGAUCUGUUGUGGUAAUAUUAUUCUCUUUUAUUUGGCUUGAGCUCAAAAACACCGCCACUGAUCUGACUCUGUAACUACUACACCACACUGCCUCUCUGCAAAACAAGGAGUUUUUGACAAGUGUCCCAACAUUUUUCUAAAGGGCAGAACCAUUCCCUUAACUCACAGGUGUGCAAUCCAUGCCUUUCAGGUCACAUGUGGUGCUCAGCCUUUCUCAGUAUCAGUAUCAAACUUUUUUUCGGUCACAGACCAGCAUAAGAUAAAACAUACAGAUAAACUGAACACAUAAGACUUAAAACACAUAAGGGAUAAGAAACAAACAAACCCAAGUAAUUCAAAGAUGAUUAUAUCAUACGUACUUAAAAAGAUAGAAAGGACAAACUGUUAAAAGCGACUACAGUGGUACCUCGGGUUACAUACGCUUCAGGUUACAGACUCCGCUAACCCAGAAAUAGUACCUUGGGUUAAGAACUUUGCUUCAGGAUGAGAACAGAAAUAUUGCUCCGGCGGCGCGGCAGCAGCAGGAGGCCCCAUUAGCUAAAGUGGUGCUUCAGGUUAAGAACAGUUUCAGGUUAAGAAUGGACCUCUGGAAUGAAUUAAGUACUUAACCCGAGGUACCACUGUAUUAGGGAGGGAGCGUGAAGGAGCAAAGGUCUUGCAUUUUGAGCCUAGUUUGUGGCACAAACCAUCCUUCAAUGCAUAUGCAUCAUGGCAGUGCAGAAUCUAGCAACUGAGUAUGUAACAUCUGGGUUUUCAUCUUCAAGCAGCAGGGAGGUAUAAAGUUGUUCUGUGAAACCUGGGAAUUUAUGUAGUGUAGGCAAGAUGAACCUAGCUCGUAUAUCUGUAUAGUAUUGGCAGUGAAAAAAGGCAUGCUCCGUUGUUUCCAGUUGCCCAGAGUCACAUGUGAGCCAGUGUGGUGUAGUGGUUAAGAGCGGUGGACUCGUAAUCUGGUGAACUGGGUUCGUGUCUCCGCUCCUCCACAUGCAGCUGCUGGGUGACCUUGGGCCAGUCACACUUCUUUGAAGUCUCUCAGCCCCACUCACCUCACAGAGUGUUUGUUGUGGGGGAGGAAGGGAAAGGAGAAUGUUAGCUGCUUUGAGACUCCUUUGGGUAGUGAUAAAGCGGGAUAUCAAAUCCAAACUCUUCUUCUUCUACUCUUCUACAUGGGCAUUUCCUCUCCUCAUAUGGUGUCUUCUGAAAGUGCCAACCUUUCUCUAUGUGGCCCUCUAGUACAUCUGGACAGACCUGCUGGAUGCAAGCUAGUAAGGGGGGGGGGUCCCAGGAGGUGGGAGGGAGGCAGGGUGCAAGUGGAAGCUGAUACCCACACAGGGGUGCAGACAUUUUGGGGAGUAUGUGUGUGUGUGUGUGUGUGUGAGAGAGAGAGAGAGAGAGAGAGAGAGGAUGUCACAUACCCUCCAACAUUUCUCUGCUGAAAAUAGGGACGUGCUAUUCCAUAAUAAUAUUUUUCCAAUUUAUACCCCGCUCCUCUGACUGACUUCCAACAUAUGUAAGGGCAUAAUAAAACAUUAACCAUUAAAAAACUAUACAGGGCUGUCUUCAGAUGGCUCGGGGGUUUGGAUAAAUCCAUACCCUCCAACAUUUCACUGAUGAAAAUAGGGAGGUCGUAAGGAAAAGCAGGACAUUCCGGGAUCAAAUCAGAAACCAGGAUGGCUUCUGUAAAUCUGUGUCUGUCCCUGGAAAAUAGGGACACUUGGGGGGUCUGGUGUCAUCACCUCCAUUGGGCUUUUGACCCAUCUGCUGCCAGCAUAUUCCCCUGACCAUAUUCCCCUGAGGAAAAAGUUGCCUGCCGCCAGCCUUAACUCACCACUGCUUGCUGUGGCAAGAAUUCUAUGAGAUCCUUCUGAACUCAUCCCUAGCCAUUGGCCUGUCUGACCAUUUUCUCAAGAUGGAUUGUAUUUGGUAUGUUUAUAUCUAUAUUUUUGACCUCACAUUCUUCCCCUUUCUGUUUGCUCAUACAGUUGGAGGACUUAAAUGCCACAAAUGUACCAGAGUUAGAAAAGAUAACACAUGUUCAAAACAGAAAAUCUGUGAUGUCUCUCCCAGCAGAUUCUGCUUCAUUCAAAGAAUUUCCAAAGGUGAUUCUGUGGGAAAUAAUUGUAUGGGCAAUUUACUUUUAGAGUUGUGUGAAGUAUUAAAAGAAGCAGGCUUGCGAGAACUAGUAGUUUGAAAUGCAUUCAUUCCAAAAUUCAAUUUAAUGUGAAUUAAUUUACUGCAAGCACACUAUACUAAGCACAUUUCCCCCGUCAGAUAAUUCUGGGCACUGUAGUCACCCUGAGAGAGUUACAACUCCUGGAAACCCUUAACAAACUACAUUGUCCAGCAUAGGAGCCUACUCCUACGGGCCAAGGUCCCCUUAGUCCCCCCCAAAUAAAAUAUUUGAGGGAGCUGCCCCCCCCGAGUUGAUGGGCAUUGCAAAUCAAAUGGUGUGAGUGUGCCACAUCUUGUGAUCGAUUAUGUGGGACGGAGCUUACUUGCCCCCCAUAUGUUAUUCAAGUUGGCACCCCUGUUGCCCAGAAUUCAUAUAUAUAUAUAUAUAUAUAUAUAUAUAUAUAUAUACAUAUAUAUACAUAUAUAGCAUAAAUCCCUGUCCUAGCAUUGGAAGACAGGACUAAUAGAAUUUUAAAAUUAUUUUUAAUUUUCCCCAUCUGCUUCAUGAACAUGCAUGCACAAGCAAAAUCAAGCACAGACAAACCCCACCUAUCCUCAUAUUUCAACACAGUAUGGAGGAAGCUUAUAAAACACGAGUCAUGCGUAGAAAUGAUGAGCAUGUACCAACACUCAGGGAUUCUCUGUGCAGAUCCUCUGUAAUCUCCUCUUUCCUACUUUUCAUUUGCAGGGGGAAAUAUCAGGCGAGUGCACCGCGGUUGCACUUCAGUUUGUGUAACAGUCACCAACUUGAGCACCGACUACAUAAAGUAUACUUAUUGUUGCCAAACAGAUUACUGUAAUAAAAAUAAUAUCUGGCAGCUUUACUAAGCUUAGCUUCUCUGUUCCUCCGUUUUCUGGCAACUUAAUGUCUGCAUCCUUCAGUCCUUUGGGAUUUUUUUUUUGGUUUUUUAAAAUAUUCAAACGGUAAAAAAAGGUAAAGGUACCCCUGCUCGUACGGGCCAGUCGUGACCGACUCUAGGGUUGCGCGCUCAUCUCGCUCAAGAGGCCGGGAGCCGGCGCCGUCCAAAGACACUUCCGGGUCACGUGGCCAGGGUGACGAAGCUGCAACUGGCGAGCCAGCACCAGUGCCGCACACGGAAACGCCGUUCACCUUCCCGCCGGAGCGGUACCUAUUUAUCUACUUGCACUUAGGGGUGCUUUCAAACUGCUAGGUGGGCAGGAGCUGGGACCGAACGACGGGAGCUCAUCCAGCCGCGGGGAUUCGAACCGCCAACCUUACGAUCAGCAAGUCCUAGGCACUGAGGUUUUACCCACAGCACCACCCGCGUCCCUAACUAAAUGGUAACUUUUAUUAAAAACAAUGUGGAAACAAUUUUAUGGGAUUUGGAUAAAAAGGUUAUUCCUGCUGCUUCGUUCCCUGAUCAAACCUUUUAAUAAUGAUUUUACAAGAGCUAUUUAUGCAAUUAUUAUUUGCAGGUUUCAGUGUUAACUCCAUAGUGCUCCCCUCCCCUCCAGUUCUCUUAGAUUGUGUCAAAACCCUACCUUUCGGUUCACCUUGAUUGACAGUGGAUGACAUGGCAUGACUAGGAGCUGAAGUCCUUUGUUGAACAGACAGCAAUAAUAUCUCUGACUGUGCUUUCGUCUGACCAUACUUAAAUGUACAACACUGUGAACUUUUUUGUCUGUAUAAAGAGAGAACACUUGCAAAAUAAAGUAUAUGUUGUCCAAGAGGGGAAGAAAGCAAAUGAGUGUGUUGAGUUGAUUCUCAUUUAUUUCAUAGAAUCAUAGAAUUGUAGAUUUGGAAGGGACCCUGAGGAUCAUCUAGUAGUUCAGCCCCUUGCUAUGCAGGAAUAUGCAGCCAUCCCAAACAGGCAUUGAACCUGCAACCCUGGUGUUAUCAGCACCACACUCUAACCAGCUGAGCUAUCCAUUUUAUUUUAUGUGCUUACUUACAGCAUUUUUACCCUGUCGUUCAGGCAAAAAGGCUCUCAGAAGGGAUUACAAAAAUAAGCUCUAAAAUAGUCUGUGUUACAGGCCCCUUGGCCCCUUUCCCAUCAAAUCAUACCCAAAGUGGAUUAUAGUGUUUUUAAAGUAUAUACAGGGUUGAGUGUAAAGGCAAAAUUGUGCUAAGUCAGAACAACCCCUGGAUCCUCUCCUGCCAUCCAAGAUCUCAUGAGAGCCUCCAGAGAUCUUGUGGUAGCCUCCAGAGCCCAGGAGGAGAACAGGCCUUCUCUGCAGUGGCUCCCCAUCUGUGGAAUGCUCUCCCCAGGGAAGUUCGCUUGGCGCCUUCAUUAUACGCCUUUAGGCACCAGGCAAAAAUGUUCCUUUUUAACCAGGCCUUUUGUUGAUUUGAUUGACAUCCAACACCCUUUUAGAAUGAGGUUCUUUUUUUGGGGGGGGGGAGUGUUAUUCGGUUGUUGUUUUUAUUUUGAUUAUGUAUAUUGUGGUUUUAUAAUUUGAUUUUGUUCUAUGAACCGCCCUGAGAUCUCCGGGUAUGGGAUAUUGCUGGGGAGACGGGGGCAUCAGGAAGGCCCCCAGCUGGCUCCAGCCACCGGCCGGCAGCCGGGCGAUCACCUUGGAACAGUAUCCUUUGGAACAGCGAUCCCUUGGAACAGCAUCAAUCAGCGACACGAGCCUCAGAUACGUUUAGAAGCUGUGCCUGCUCUAUCAGCAGAGUGAAUAAAUCUUAUCACAACAGAAGUGGCGGACAGAAUCGUGUGUAAGCAUAUUUACAGCAUUUAUUCAGCAUAGUUCAGGAGCAAAGGAAAAAACAUGUCUGCUUCCCUUUGUGUCCAGCUAAACAGCAAAGCAAAAGCAAUAUACAAAACGGAAGUUCCCAGCAGACUGUGCUGGAAAUGUAAACAGGCAUGUGACACACAAUAGUCAUGCCUGUACCCUUUUAAGGUGGAACGGAACUAUAUCCUAACAUAUAAAUCCAAUAAAAAUAAAUAAAUAAGCAAGCGUCUCCCGCCUCUUUUCUAUUUAUUUAUUUAUUGGCAAUCCAUGUAAAGCUGCGAUUGCAUGAGUCAAACCAGUGUAAGUUGCGAUCCCACUGCAGUAAUGCAAUUCAAUUAAACAUAUCAGAAAAGAAAAAACCAAAUGAUAUAGUGGGGCCUUCAAAAGAGACAACAACAAGAAGUAGCCCAUCAGCUGCAACAAUGGCAAAACCCCUUUCCCUUGAAACAAUUCGGGAGAGGGUUGCAUCAUUGCCCUUAAAAAAGGCACUGACAUGACCAUACCUCAUUCUCCACCCAGCGUGGGGAUUUGGCGUUGCUCUUUCAGUCUGCACCUAGAAGAAGAAGAAGAGUUUGGAUUUGAUAUCCUGCUUUAUCACUAACCUAGGGAGUCUCAAAGCAGCUAACAAUCUCCUUUCCCUUCCUCCACCACAACAAACACUCUGUGAGGUGAGUGAGGUUGAGAGACUUCAGAGAAGUGUGACUAGCCCAAGGUCACCCAGCAGCUGCAUGUGGAGGAGCGGGGAAGUGAACCCGGUUCACCAGAUUACGAGUCCACCGCUCUUAACCACUACACCACACCUACGCCCUGCAGUGUGACACAACACUACAGCUGUAUGUGGGAUUGUUGACCUAGCAAAGGGCUACCUUUGUACUAAUUGCCCCACCAAUACUGCAACCCAGCAGAGAAGAUGCCAUUAUUUAGUCAGCAUUUCCAGAUGUGUAUUAAUUAAUUAAUUAAAUUUCUAUACUGCUAGGGCAGGAUCCCAGGGCACUUUACAAUAUAAAAACAGAGAUUUUUAUGGCUUCGGUGGGUGAACCGAACCUGCAACCCAUGGUGUUCAGCUGCCUACGAGCAUUGAUAUUAUGAAUGCCUACCUGCCUACGUAGGCUCAGCAUGAUCUAAGAGGAACAUCAACUACUGUGCUCCCAUCGCUGUGUGCUGGGAGUGGGAGAAGAAGCUAGAGAACCUCUAGCUUGUUGGCACAGCUGAUUCCUAUCCUAUUUUAAAUCAGUUUGUGAUGGGGCAUUCCUGUGCUCUUUCUUGGUUUACUGCUUCAGAGCUCUCCUGGAAAUCCCAUUAAGAGAGCUGCUGAAAGGAAGGUAGGGAGGCAGGCAGGCAAAAUCCUGAGUGCAUCAAGCACACACUUUGAACAGCACUGUGCUAUCCCUUGCAUGUUCCAGCUCCGAGAUCAUCCCCAGGCUAGUUAAGGAUUGACCGUCCCAGGAGGUAAUUAGUCAGCUGGAUUUGCUAAACGUGACCCACAAUCCCCUGUUUAUUUUGUUUUACUCUCUGUCUUAUUUUUCAAUUGACGGAGAUCAUCAUCUUGAAGGGAGGGAGAUUCAGGGCAGCCAGGUGGAAGCACUUAUUCACAGGGUGAUAACCUCCAUCUAAGCUGGUGGCCAAGGCUUUAAAUGGAUGCUAGUUGUGAUGGCUAUAAGCAGCCUCUAAGAUGCAGGCAGCAUGUCCUUGAGGGCAACCACCUCUCUUGCUUGUGGGCUUCCUGGAAGCAUCAUUCUGGCCACUGUGCGAAGCAGGAGCUUGGACUAGACAGACCUUCAAUAUGAUCCAACAAAGGCUUUCCUUCUGUUCUCAUAAUCCAACUAGGAAGACCUUACUCAUCAUUUAAAACAACGGCAAGCGAUGUCAGCAACCCAACAGGUGAAGAUGAACAAGUUUCUGGUUAGGGGGCUAUGGAUGUUUCUCAGCUUUUCCACUGGUAAGUUGAAAACUGGAAAGAGUUUCCAGUCUCGGAGCAAGAUCAUAACAACUUGUAAAUCCUGUGUUAGGCUUAACUAAAAUUUUGUGUUUCCUGCUUCUGCUAUACAGUCAUACCUCAGGUUACAGCUGCUUCAGGUUGCGUUUUUUUGGGUUGUGGACCGCUGAAACCCAGAAGUACUGGAAAGGGGUUAGUUCCGGGUUUUGGCAGUUGUGCAUGCACAGAAGUGCUAAAUUGUGCUUUGCUCAUUGGGUUGCGAAUGCUGCGGGUUGCGAACGUGCAUCCUGCACGGAUCACGUUCACAACCCAAGUGUCCACUGUAUGAGCAUAAGGUUGACUUUUCUUUUUUUAAUAGGGUCUCUUUGCUCCCUGCCCGCCACUGACAACAUCCACAUGCAUUCCACCAAUGACAUGGAUGGGAUGGAAGAAUCUGUCAGUUACAGGAACCAUCCACACUCAAGCAGUAUCAUCCCACUUUAAAUAGCCAUGGCUUCCCCCCAAAGAAUCUUGGGAACUGUAGUGUCUGAGAGUUGUUAGGAGGCUUGAAUUCUUCUCAGAGCUACACUUCCCAGGCAAUCCCAAUUGGAGUCUGUUGGGUUGGGAAGCACUGUACAUUUUUUGAAGGGCCUUGGCAUUCUUCCCCAUCACCUAUCUCAGGUUUGAACCUGGGUCUCAUACUUCACUCUACCAAAUGGUGCUUAAAAAAAACAAAACUCUGUUACAAACAGAUUUCAACAAAAAAAACUGUACGAUAAGUCCUCUGCGUUGAUUUCUUGUCUCUCCAUUUUUCUCUUCUCUCUCCUAUUUCUGUUCCUCUAACUCUUUUGCCUGAAGGAGCAUCUCCACCCCCAUCGUUCUGCCUGGACACUGAGGUCCAGCGCCAAGGGCCUUCUGGCGGUUCCCUCACUGCGAGAAUCGAAGUUACAGGGAACCAGGCAGAGGGCCUUCUCUGUAGUGCCGCCCACCCUGUGGAAUGUCAAAGAAAUAAACAACUAUCUGACUUUUAGAAGACAUCUGAAGGCAAUCCAGUUUAGGGAAGCUUUUAAUAUUCAUGGAUUAUUGUAUUUUAAUAUUUAGCUGGAAGCCACCCAGAGUGGCUGGGGAAACCCAGCCAGAUGGGCGGGGUAUAAAUAAUAAUAAACAACAACAAUAAUAAUAAUUACUAUUUGCAGCAAAUGCCAUGUGGUGCUACUCUUGUGACAAGCCGAUCCCAAUGUUGCCUUGUCCCGAGGGAGAAGAAAUGUGUUGGGCUGGGCAGGGAGCGGCAUGCUUCACAAGCAACGUUUACAUUGGUAAGACUGCAAGGAAAAGCACGGCUGGGUUGACUUAGCAGGGAAAGGGCACAAUGUUCAGCCUGAGGGAUCCAGCCGCUAGUAGGGCCAGUGGCAAAAGUGGGCAGAACAACAAAUGUGAUUCAUACAUUUUGUGCCACACAAAAGCUGAAGGCAUCUACACGCAUCUCUAUCAGGGCAAAGAAGCAGCACUGUGACAGUCCAAGGACGUACAGUAUUCUGGCCAGCCAAAAGUACUUAUGGGGGGUGGUGGUCGAGCAGGACUAGCAAGGGGCGUGGCCUGGGGAGAGGGGGUGUGGCUUAGGGGAGCCCCUAGCCCUGAGGUUCCCCACCCCUGCCUUCCCAUGAGGGUGCUUCCAAAUGGGUCUCAGUGAAAAUACCUUUGCUCUCAGCAAGCCUCCCUUGUGGUUCUGAAGGAUUCACAAAAGCUGGUUAUGUCCCAGAAGUUCUCUCCACCUCUAGAGAAGUUGGAGUGAAACCAACAUUUGACUGAUUUGAAUACCAAGGAGGGGGAUUCCAGUUUGUAGCACCUUUCCGUGCAAUCCUAUACAUGCAUGAACAGAAGUAAUUCUCGCUGAGGUUAAUAGGACUUACUCCUAUGUGAGUGGGUGUAGGAUUACAGCUUUUGUCUCCUCUUUUGGCUGUAUUGACAUUAUGAAACCUAAGUGGUUUAACAAUCAAUUCCCUCCCUCAAGAGUAGAGAUACAUUUUCUCCCCAGCAUCAAAGCUCAAGUACACCCUAUAUCCACAUUAGUUUACCGGGUUGUUGUUUUUUAAAAGACCUCGCAAAAGUGUGUUGCAUUUCAAUAUGCCAGCAAUUACUCCUAAAACAAUGCAUUUUUUGCACAUUGCUGUCAACAAUAUAUGCCUGUUUCAGGCAUGCUUCUCUGCAAGAUAUACCUUUUUGUACACAUUCCCCACCCCACCCCUGAGAAUGGCAACACAACAUUCAGAAAAGUGCAAAUUUUGAAGGAUAGCUAGGUUUCAGGUCACAUAUUGUUUCAGGAAGUGGAAACUGAUAUGAUUUUCUCACCAUCCCUACCCAAGGUUCACUGAAAACUGGAGCUAGCAGAUUUCUCUUUUCCUCAGGAUUCUUCUUGGAUAAUGAUCAGGGCCAACCCUACCAUUAGGCAGUGAAGUGCUCACCUCAGGCCAUAGAUGCUAGAAGGCAAAGCAAUAACCUUACACUCCUGCCCCGUAUCACUUAAGCAAACAUAAGUCAGCUGGAACAUAGGAAGCUUCCUCAUGCUGAAGUCAGACCAUUGGCUCAGUAUUGUCUACAUCAGCCUUUCUCAACCUUGGGUUCCCAGAUGUUGUUGGACUACAAUGCCCAUCAUCCCUGACCAUUGGUCUUGCUAGCUAGGAAUGAUGGGAGUUGUAGUCCAUCAACAUCUGGGGUCCCACAGUUGGGAAAGGCUCCGCUUCACAGAUUGUCAGUGGCCACACAGUAGGUCUAAUGGGAGCCUCAAAUGUUUAUGCACUGAGCUCUUCUAUUCAAGAGGGAACCUCUUCAGAGUAGACCCCCUUUCAGAUCCAUGCUGAACUGUGGCCACCAGAGAGACCUGAUGGGCAGUCAGGUCGGAACAGAGAAGGCAUGCUUAGAAAGUAUCUUAUUGCUCUCCUCCCUCAUGCACGUUAAUUGAACCUGUUUGUGUUGUGUGUGGACAUCUUCUGAAAAGGGAUUUGGUCACUCAAAAGUGUAACUGGAUGCUCAGAGAGAAAGGAUGGAAGUUUGGGAAUCCUCUAAAUUGAUAAUCAUUACAUCUAAGUAUGUUGUGUCCCUUCCCCUUCAUUCUGUAAACUGAUAUAGACCACAAAGGCUCUUGGGAUAUAUCCCAACUUUCUUGAAAACUUCUUCAGAUAUUUUCCCUCUUCCAUUUUUGUUCAAAUUCCUGCUCAAUUUUAAUCAUCUGCGAGCUUGUGUCAAUGAAAAUUCCAGCACAGAACUAGAGCUCAUUCUGUUGAGGUACCUGCUGUGAGCAUAUGUGUAAAAUACAAAGUUCUGCUAAAUGAGAUCUCAGGCUAUAAAGAAAGAUCAGCAGCUAAUAAAGAUUGCCCCUUAUAUCACACAAGGUCCCUUAUGUUCUCUCUCUUUUGGUUUCCAGGAAACAGCAUGGUCAUUUCUGACGUUGGUUGCGUCCAGAAUUGUCAAAAUUCCAAAUCAGAGGAUCUUUUCAUGUGGAAUGAGUUCAUUUGCUGUCACAGCGAAUAUUGCAAUAAAUAGGCUAGCGUAGCUUAGAGCAGCCACAACCUCAGUGUCAAGACAUCAGAAGCAACGUGCUCUUGUCACUCAGGUUUUCCCCUUCUCCCACCUUGUUGCUCUUCUGAGAAAUUGGAGGACAGAUUUCAGCAUGGCCCCCUUUCCCAAUCUGCAGCUGCCACCAUCAGCCAUAAUGCUAAUUUCUUCCCUUCUUCCAUGUGCUGUGCUAACAGAACCAGAGAGGUCUUUGGAGUCAGGUGAGAGUCUAUGAAGGAAGCUUUCCAGUUUUCCUCCCACCGAUACUCUAUCUGGAUAAUCUCCCCAUAUGGUUCCUUCUGUGCGUGAGCAAGAGUAGCUGGCCUUUUUAGAAAUCGAUUGCUCUUCUUUUAUUUUGGCUCCUUGCUCCCCACCCUAUCCCAGGAAGGGUGCUUUUAAGGCAGAUAACUAGCUGCUACUAUAAAACUGCCCUGUCCUUCUGGCCCCAUCAACCUUUCAACUUAUUCUAGGAUGCUGAGAUCAGACUUCAAGGUCCAGCUCUUGAGAUGGUUCCAGUGGCUAUACAGUACAGUCGUACCUCAGAAGAAGAAGAAGAAGAAGAAGAAGAGGAGGAGGAGUCUGGAUUUGAUAUCCCGCUUUAUCACUACCCGAAGGAGUCUCAAAGUGGCUAACAUUCUCCUUUCCCUUCCUCCCCCACAACAAACACUCUGUGAGGUGAGUGGGGCUGAGAGACUUCAGAGAAGUGUGACUAGCCCAAGGUCACCCAGCAGCUGCAUGUGGAGGAGCGGAGACGCGAACCCAGUUCACCAGAUUACGAGUCUACCUCUCUUAACCACUACACCACACUGGCUCUCAAGUCGAAGGGAAUCCAUUCUGGAAGUCCGUUCGACUUCCAAAAUCUUCGGAAACCAAAGCGCGGCUUCCAAUUGGCUGCAGGAAGCUCCUGCAGCCAAUUGGAAGCCAUGGAAGCCCUGUCGGACAUUUGGGUUACAAAGAACGUUUGCAAACUAGAACACUCACUUCUGGGUUUGCGGCAUUCGGGAGCCAAAACGUUUGACUCACAAGGCAUUCAACUCGCAAGGUAGGAAUUUAUGUUGUCAUCCAUAUGUAGAAAAGUACUUGGGGUGGGCGGAAGUUCAGCAGAAAUGAAAACUUGGAGUGUUUUGCCCACCUGAUCCUCUUUGAAUUGCAUUUAUUUGACUGAAUUAAUAGCUCCAAAGGCUGUUCUGUAUUAAAGCACAGGAAACACUGAGCAGAAAGAUACAACUGGCAGCGUGUCAUUUGAAACUUCCGCAACUUGCUUCUGUCUCUGGCAAGAAAUGGCUUUGAUUAAAACCAACCAAACUUCAUCUGAACUACCAAAAGUGUGCUGUGUGUGUUCUUUCAUUAACUAACGAAUACAGGAAACUAAUAUAAGCAAACCUGAGCAUACGAUGUCAUUUCAUGCAAUCCCAUUGUCCGAGUGGCGAGAGACUCCAAGCAUGCCAGCACUUACCCAGUGUUUGGUUUCUUUGGAAUGAAGGUCAAUGGAGUCUGUGGUAUCUUUAGGAUAUAUGAUUUUAUAUACACAUAGAUACAACCUGAGUAGAGGAUGAAGGGACUCCCAGCCUUAACAUCACAACAGAUCUGACUUCCCCGUUAGGUUUCCAUGGAAGCCCCAGGUCCAGCCGAGAGCAAGAUACAUCCCUGUGCCCAGCUUCCAGCAUCUCAAAGCACAACUCUCACAUAGCCCUUGUUGGCCUAUUGUUCUCCAUCCUAGGAUGACAUGGCAUCCAGCUGGGUGUGGCAGGAAAGGCCAACCCAUUUGUCUCUAUGGCAACAGAGCUCACUAUUUUAAGAUGCAAAUGGUGGGCAUUUAACUCGCCCACAUUUCUGCUUGUCCUUCUACUUUCCUCUGGGAAAGCCCACUGUUUGCUGCUGAAUGUGAAAGGAAUGUAAACCAGGGUGUGUGUUUUUCCCUGAUUCUGUGAUCAACAGUUGAUUUUCUUACAGAAAGUGGUGGGACAAAUGGAAAAAAUGCUCAGUCCUGUGCCUAGAAAGUGUUGUAAACCCCUCGGACUAGUGUUUUCUAGGAAUAGGACAAGCAGAAGUGUAGGUGUCUAAGGUAGAGGUUUUCAAUCUUUUUGAGUCCAGGGCUCCCUUGACCAACUACAUUCCUCCUGCAGCUCCCCUGUGGGGCUCAGGAGCCCAGUUAUAUCACCCCUUGUCUGCAGAGCUGGCAGCCCCUCACCCCUUUAUGGACACCCUCCCUUGUGGAAUGUUCCCUCAGGCUCCUCUCCUCUCCCCUCUCCUUGGGAGUCCUCUGGGCAGCUGCUGCCACCUCCCCUAGUUUCUGAGCUGCCACCCCCCUGCCCCAAAGAGAGAUGCCUCCUUACACUGCCCAACAGGGGCCCGGGAAGAGGAUGCCCCCAGCCUUAGUGGCCCAAUGAAGACUGGGCCAAGGUGAAUGUGAGGCCAGCACCUUACUCACCUUGGGAGGCAGCAGUGGGCACUGCUGUGCCUGCUUGAUGGAAAUGCUUCCCUUUGGUGCCAGGCACUCAGCUCCCAGGUAGGCAUUGCACACAGCAAGCCCAAGAAAGGCCAGCAUGGUGCCUGCCUGCCUGGUCUCCCACUUGUCUGGACUUUCCCAACAGCAAGGGCUGGCGGACUGACUGGCUGGGCUCCCUCACCCACUUGCUUGCUUACCACGAGGGCACCUCAGGUCCUGGCAGCCAGUACCCCCUGGCUAGCCCCAGAAGAACCAUUCGCCUGGGGAGCUUGUAGCUAGGGCUGCUGCAAGAAACAACCUCCUUUGCGAGGCAGAGACAUGAGAGAGCAUCAGAGGAGGAAGGGAAGAAAUGAGGGACUGAGGCCAGUGUUGCCUGUGGCACCCCUGACCAUCAUUCAAGGCACCCCAGGGUGCCACGGCACACUGGUUCAAAACCACUGGUCUAAGGUCAUUCUCUUGAGAAAGGAACUUGCCUGACUGGUUCAGCCAUCUUCUUCCUAUAGCUUUUAGCUUCCCACACACAGGCUCACAGGUUUUGAAGGGACCCAGGGCAACAUCUGGAUUGCUCCCCACAAACUCAUAACAAUAUAUGAUUCCACCCUCCCCGCCAAGGGCUUCAGGGCAGUUUUAAUGGUCUCUCCUCUUGCUUCAUCUUCACAACAACCCCAGCAAAACGGAAUGCAAAGGUGAGGGAGGAACAGUGACUAAUUCUAGAGUUUAGCUUCACUAUGGAGGCUCACUCCAGAUGUCACCUGGGGGAUCCCUCAUAGACCUGUGAUAAGGAAAACAGGAAGAUGCCUUAUGCCAAGUCAGAACACUGGUCCAUAUAACUCGGUUUGCACUGGAUGUUGGUGGCUCUUCAAAGUGUCAGAUGGGGAACAUGGAGGUGAUGGGAAUUCUGCCUGGGAUGUUCUACAUGCAAAACAGAUGCUCUAUCAUGGAUAUACAGUUCACUGAACUGCAAGAAUUUUCACCCCUCUGCUCCUAAAACUAUUUGGGGGGUUGGGAGUACCAUUUUGGAAGUAAUGGUGCACAAGUUGCCUCCCUCUUGCUGGAGUUGGGUUCUGGUGCUCACAAGAGACACCAUUCUACCACCUGCAUUUUCAGAAAAGUGGCCUUGGUGGGCGAACUCCAGACCACAAUGUUCUUCUGCUCCUGGGGAUUGAUGUUAUCUUUUUCUGCAUUCUUAUGUACUAGGCUCAGCAUGAUCUGUGGGGUGACAUUAUGCUAGGUGCCCAUCACACUGUGCUUGGGAGGAGGAAGUUGAGAACAGCUAAUUCUUAUUCUAGCAUAUUUCAAACCAGUGGUACAUUUACACACUCUCGGUUUGCUGCUUUAGAGGUUUUCCAGAGAUUCAGUAAGAGGGUGCUGAAAAAGAAGGCAUAGUGGACACAGGAGAAAUCUGCAGUUCAUCAGCCUCACAGCUUGGAGGACGCACACUGCACUGCCAGCCUGAAUAUCAUCCUCAGCCCUUGAGGACUGAUUGUCCCACAGACUGUUUAAAGGAGGAGAUAUUUGCUAAGCUUCUUCCAUUAUCACAUUUCUGUUUGUUCCCCAGUUCACAGAGGCCACUAUCUGAACCAACUGGUAGGAUUUCCUCAACAACGAAGAUGAAAAAGCUUCUGGCUUCUGGGAUAUGGAUGCUUCUUUGCUUUUGUACUGGUAAGUCUCUAAAGGACAACCGGAAGAGCAAAAAUAUUUUCAAAUCUCAAGCUACACUCGUGACAUUUUGUAAACCAGCAAUGACAUUUUUCACAUGCAAAAGCUGAGAUGGAUAUUGCAUACCCCAGAUUGCUGAUACAAAUGGUAAGCAGAGAUUUGUUUGUUUGUUUUUCAACAUGGUAUUUGAGUUCUGGCCUCCAUUAAUGAGAUACACAAAGAUUCGAACGCACUUCUGGUUUAUGUCUGUGGACCAGUUUGUAUGAUCAGCAGGAUCGUGUGCUUCCCUGUUCUCUGCUUAGUUGUUGAAAUUGGGGCUGGAGGUAUAUGGUUGUGGUGGCAGGAGGGUUUACGGCUGGGGGCUCACCGAGAUUGACUUUGUUCCUCUUGCUUCCUUCCCUCUUAUUCUCACCUUCUGGGAUAAAUAACUCCUAGCUUUCAUUCCCUCCCUGCAUCUUAUUCAGUUGCCAGCUACUUGUUCCUCCUAUUUACUUUAAGGGGGCAGUGGGAGGGGUACUGCACAUGAUGUUGGGGCCCUGGAAUUUUUCAUCUUCAUCCAUCACAGUUUUGAACCCAGCUCCCCUACUUCACUCUACCCAAUAGCACUUGCUGGUAUGGUGAUAUGUGUGUUUUGCUUUCCUGUUACAAACAGAUUUGAACAAAACACCACGAAACCCUCCUGAAUGAUAAGCCCUCUGCAUUGGUUCUUGUCUCUCCCUCCUUCCAUCCCUCCCCAUUUCUGUUCCACUCACUCUUCUGCAGCAAAUGCCUUUUGGUGUUACUAUUGUGAAAAAAAGCUUCCAGCGACUGCUUGUCCUCCAGAAGCAGAAUUUUGUUGGGCCGGGAUGGGAGCAUCAUGUUCCACACUGAACACUUAUGUCAGUAAGUAUGCAAGUGAGUUGGACUAACCCAGCAGGUUGAGGGAUCCAUUCCCUCAGGAGUAAUGCUUGGGAGUGGAGCUGUGUGCCAGCUGUAAGACCAGAGGCAAAAAGUAGGUAGGACAUCAAAUGAGAAUCUUACCACUUAGCCACACAAAAGCCAAAGGUUUCUACACCUCCACAGCUCUCUCUGUCUGCACAAACAGGAAACAUUCUCACAUUCCAAGGACACAUUCUGGCCAUCCGGGAGAACUUGAGAAGGCUGUGGAGCAGUGGAGCGUGUGGUCUGAGGAGCAGGGAUGCAGCCUGGGGCCAGAGAGAAGAAGAAGAAGAAGAAUUUGGAUUUGAUAUCCUGCCUUUCACUCCCUUUAAGGAGUCUCAAAGCGGCUAACAUUCUCUUUUCCCUUCCUCCCCCACAACAAACACUCUGUGAGGUGAGUGGGGCUGAGAGACUUCAGAGAAGUGUGACUGGCCCAAGGUCACCCAGCAGCUGCAUGUGGAGGAGCAGAGACACGAACCCGGUUCCCCGGAUUACGAGACUACCGCUCUUAACCACUACACCACACUGGCUGAGAGGUCAUUCCCCACCAAUGCACUACAGCAGAGAUGAUUCCAGGUUGGCCUUGGUGAAAAUGCCCUUACUCUGAGCAGCUCCACCGAUUCUGAAGGAUGUAUAGCAGCAGGUCAUGCCUCAGAAGUUAUCUCCACCUUCAGAGGGUUUGUUUUCACUGGCUGUACAAUGUUCUCCCUGAUGAAAUGCAAGGGCAUCCACCCGUAUUGGCAUUCUGCUGGCUCUUGAAGAUGCUGAGCUGUGUCUCUUCCCCAGGAGACUGUGCCAGUACUGAUGGCCUUCAAGCAGCUUUCCCUUUCAAUGUAACACUGCCCUAAAAUGAUUGUUUUUCACGUAUGGAUGAAUGGUGCCUCUUCACUUAUAGAGGAGGAAGGAAAGCCCAUUUGAAUUGGGCCCUACAUCUGCUCCUUGCUCUUGGCGAAGCCACCCAACCUGUUUCUACUUGCUUGACCUCACCCUAGGUACUAUACCUGCUCAGAAGAUCCAACUCACAUGGUCAAUGAAUGCAUGUGGAGGCAAUGGGAAUGUACCCUUUAGCCAUGGCGCAUCAGCAUCAGUGCACCCACAGGCCAUGGCCCCCUAGUGGCCAUGCAGUAGGUUCUUCUAUGCAAGGGGGAACCCUUUCAGAGUAGGUCCUCCUUCAGAUUAAUGCUGGAUUGUGGCCACCAUGGAGGCAUGGCCAGUAGUCAAAACAGAGAAGGCAUGCUUAGCAAGUGUUACCUUUCUCCCCUAUCUUCAUGCACAUUAAUUGAACUUGUUUGUGUGUGCUGGCAUCUACUGAAUGGCGAUUUGGUCACCCAAAAGUGUGACCUGAUGCUCAGAGUGGAUGGAAUUUUGGGAACCCCCCAAAUUGGGACUAUAUUCAUCUAUCUAUUUUGUGUCCUCUCCCCAUUCUUCAUUCUGUAAGACUCAUGGGGUGGGGACACAUCUACUGUACUUCCUUGAUAAUGGGGACUUCUCAGAAAUUUCCCCUUUCCCAUUUUUGUAAAAAAAAUAUCAUUAUUUGUGCGCUUGUUUCAUUGAGCAAAGAAACAGUAUUCAUUUUGUUUAGGAAGCCUAUAAGGCCCCUGUGACUGAGCAUAGAUACAAAAUAUAGUUUGCUCAUUGACAUUUGAGAUCUCAGGGUAUUAAUAAUAAUAAUAAUAAUAAUAAUAAUAAUAAUAAUAAUAAUUUAUUAUUUAUACCCCGCCCAUCUGGCUGGGUUUCCCCAGCCACUCUGGGCGGCUUCCAACUGAAUAUUAAAAACAAUACAGCAUUAGACAUUAAAAACUUCCCUAAAGAGGGCUGCCUUCAGUUGUCUUUUAAAAGUAAAAUAGGUAUUUAUUGCCUUGACAUCUGCUGGGAGGGCAUUCCACAGGGCAGGCGCCACUACCGAGAAGGCCCUCUGCCUGGUUCCCUGUAACCUUACUUCUCGCAAUGAGGGAACUGCCAGAAGGCCCUCGGCGCUGGAUCUCAGUGUCCGGGCUGAACGAUGGGGGUGGAGACGCUCCUUCAGGUAUACAGGACCGAGGCCGUUUAAGCUUCAAGAGAGAUCAGUGAUAACAGAGCAGAGGGUAACGAGUGUUUCAUGCAUUGUACAAGGUCUCUUACAUUCUCUCUCUUUUGGUUUCUAGGGAAUACAAAGAUUGGUUCUGUGGUGGGUUGUACCCAGGACUGUAGGAAUUCACAUUCAGUGACACAUGGUUUAAUACUGGAGGAGGUCAUAUGCUGCCCCACUGAUUACUGCAAUUCCUAA
Messenger RNA from Podarcis lilfordi (Lilford's wall lizard), 31212 nucleotides. The record is from the annotation of a GenBank genome assembly. Lineage: Eukaryota; Metazoa; Chordata; Lepidosauria; Squamata; Lacertidae.